Molecule: messenger RNA, 6361 nt
Organism: Hyla sarda
Lineage: Eukaryota; Metazoa; Chordata; Amphibia; Anura; Hylidae
Gene: OPHN1
Product: oligophrenin 1
Exons: 26
Coding region: 519-2918 (799 amino acids)
Biological process (GO): signal transduction
Cellular component (GO): cytoplasm
Molecular function (GO): protein binding; GTPase activator activity
Source: RefSeq, a predicted model, not a curated record
CGGAUAUGGUGUACAGCCAGUCUCUCCCCCCAAGGACAGUAUCUGGUGAAUCCCCCCUAAUGCAGAGGCUGACACCUCCCUGUAUGGAAGCAGCUGAAGAUCUGUGGCCCUGAGCUGCAAUUCCCUUUCUUCCACACUGGGUGACGAGUCGCUGCUGCAGUAAAGCAUCGCAUUUCCUGAAAGAAACCGGGGAAAAGCAGAGCAGGGACUGUCCCUUUAAGAGGAGAGAAAGGCAGGAGAGGAGGAGGAGGCGUCUUCAGGGCCACAGUCUGCCCGAGCUCAGGAGGAGGCUGAGGGAACCUUCCUAGAAGGAACUGGGACGUGCCUGUCUCUGGAGGACACCAGGUCCUCACCUGCUGCUGGAGGUUGUCAUAUGGGAGGUGUGAACAGUGCCAUGUACGAGGAGCCCCCCGUGUCCUCCAUCCCAGCGGCUGCCUGAUACACAAAGACCUCCGUAGAGAGAGCAUCCCCCUCCCUGCACCCUCAUUGUGCCCAGCGCCCGGGAACCAGGAGAAACAAUGGGUCAUACUCCCUUGGAAUUCAGUGAAUGCUACUUGGACAGCCCGGUGUUCAGAGAGAGUUUGAAAGGUUAUGAACAAGAGCUGGAGAGGACUAAUAAAUUCAUAAAGGAUGUGAUAAAGGAUGGAAGUGCUCUUAUCAAUGCCAUAAAAGGCUACUCCAGUGCAAUCCAAAAAUUUGCUCAGACUUUGCAAAGCUUCCAGUUUGACUUCAUUGGUGACACCAUGACGGAUGAUGAGUUAAAUAUUGCUGAGUCCUUUAAAGAGUUUGCAGACCUGCUGCAGGAAGUGGAGGAUGAGAAGAUGAUGAUGCUUCAGAAUGCAGAUGAACUACUGAUCAAGCCCCUGGAGGUUUUCCGCAAGGAUCAAAUCGGGCUCACUAAGGACCGGAAAAAGAAGUUUGACAGAGACAGUGAGAAGUUUUAUUCCUUGCUGGAUAAACAUCUGCAUCUGUCAUCCAAGAAGAAGGAAGCGCAGCUCCAAGAGGCAGAUCUACAAUUAGACAAAGAGAAGCAGAACUUCUAUGAAUCUUCACUUGAAUAUGUCUAUCAAAUUCAGGAGGUCCAAGAAAGCAAGACGUUCAGCGUUGUGGAGCCGGUUCUGGCUUUCUUGCAUUGCCUGUUUACAUCUAAUAGCCUCACAUUUGAAUUGACCCAGGACUUCUUACCCUACAAGCAGCAGCUACAGCUUAGCCUCCAGAAUACUCGUAAUCACUUUAGCAGUACACGGGAAGAACUGGAAGAUUUGAAAAAGCGGAUGACAGAUGCACCUAUGAUUUGCAAACUGAAGGGACAGAGCACCAUUGAAGGAUACCUGUACUCCCAAGAGAAAAGGAGGGAUGUUUUAUCACUUUGCACAGGGGCACUUGGUAUUACGUGGGUGAAGUAUUAUUGCAGAUAUGAGAAGGAAGGAAAGAUCUUGAUUUUGACGCCAAUAGAGCAGAAGCCUGGUUCCAGACAGGUGAGCCAAGAACUGACUCUUAAGUCUUGUACAAGAAGAAAAAGUGACUCCAUUGACAAGAGAUUUUGUUUUGAUGUAGAGACCAAUGAGAGACAGGGCACAAUCACUUUACAGGCUCCUUCUGAGGCCAACAGACGCUUGUGGAUCGAGGCAAUGGAUGGGAAAGAACCUAUUUAUCACAGUCCAAUAACAAAGCGUGAUGAAAUGGAAUUGAAUGAAAUUGGAUUCCGGUUUGUUCGGAAGUGUAUUAAUGCUGUGGAGGCAACAGGUAUCUCUUCAGAAGGUGUAUACAGAACAGUGGGAAGUAACAUCCAGGUGCAGAAACUCCUCAAUGCUUUUUUUGAUCCCAAAUGCCCUGGAAAUGUGGAUUUACAGACUAGUGACUGGGACGUUAAAACUAUUACUAGUGCUUUAAAGUUCUACCUCAGGAAUCUCUCUGAGCCAAUUAUGACUUACAAGCUGCAUCGAGAUCUUGUAUCCGCUGCAAAAUCUGAGAAUUUGGAUUACAGACUGGGAGCUAUUCAUUGCUUGGUGUAUAGACUCCAGGACAAUCACCGGGAAAUGCUGGAGCUUAUUAUACGACACCUAUCCAGAGUAUGUGAACACAGUAAAGAAAACCUAAUGUCUCCUUCUAAUAUGGGGGUUAUUUUUGGCCCAACUUUGAUGAGGGCCCAGGAAGAUACUGUGGCUGCAAUGAUGAACAUCAAAUUCCAAAAUAUUGUGGUGGAACUUCUCAUAGAACAUUGUAACAAGAUAUUUUCUGGUGAUCCUGAAGACAGCACCGCUCCUCCUGUCCCUCCACCUAGAAUAACACCCCGGACCCACAAACCCAUCACAAUCUCUAAACGUCCGGUCCGAGGGCGCAAUGCUUUGUAUCUUGGACAGAGUGAAGAAGUUUGCUUUUAUUCAGAUGACGGAUCCAUACAGAAUGGGAAUGGUGUGAUCACAAACAGUGACUACCCCCUUCCCUUGCAACGAAAGAAGCCGAUGUCUAGAACCGAUACACAAAGUUCCACAGAUGAGAGCCCUGAAGUGGAUGUUGCGAAAAUGGUCACAAUGAUGCAGGAAAGAGGGGUGAAGACCAACACAAACCAUCUAAAUGGGGAUCUGCCUAUAUAUUCUGUGCCAAGUAAAGCAUCUCCUGUGUAUUCCAAAAAGCCUAUAGUCCGUCCCAGAGAAGGUGAUUUAGAGAAUAUCAGUAAAGUCCGCUCACCCAGUGAGCGACCAGUCAUUUCACGUCCUCCAGUAAGACCACCUGAUCCACCAUGUAGAGUGGCUUUGAUGCCCAAAAUUGAGCCCAAAACAGAUGUCAACUCUGGUGUCAAAGAGGAUAUCCCAGCAUCAGUUGUUGCCUCCCGUACCAAAUUCUUUGAGAAGGCAUCAAGACCAAGGGGAAGUCCUCCAUCACCUCCUCAACGAAUUCUCACAGAAGAAAGCUGAGUCUUGAAGGAUUUUACAAUCAUGUUCCAUGGCUGGUCCAAGGAAGGAUGCAGAUGAUUUUGCCAGAGUGGUUCCCGCUGGCAUAUAUGGCAAAGGAGUACAUUCCGCAGUGGGCUUUAGUGAACAGGAUUCAUACUGAGCCAUUCCAUUACUUUUUCCUGGAAAGAAUGACUUUGUCCCUUGUGCUGUACAACUGCUAGAAGUGAUGUCUGCAAAAAACCAUCAGAGCUUACGCAACCCUAUUUGUACAAGGAAUGGACUAUAAAAAUCCGGGAGUCUUUGAAGUAAUAAUAUGGGGAUCAGCUAGUUGUGUUCCAUGUAUCUGCACAUAUCUUACUCCUUUACAUUACUAAGGUAUUUCCAGAUAUGAUACACAUGGAUUAAACUGAAUCUAUUGCACAUUGCAAGGAUAAAUCUCUGAGAGGAUUCAGAAGAAAUGGAUGGUUAAAACAAAAUACAUAAACCUGGAAGGGAGAAUUGUAUAAGAACAAGAGAACAGAUUCUGCACUGUAUUGUAUUAUUUAUUAUCUGGAAUUUUCAUUUAGGUAAAACUGUUUACCAGUGUUUUUGUAGUUAGUAUAAAAGCAUCAAAUGAUAUUAUUAGCUUGUACAUUUUUAAAAAAUACUUAUAAACAACAGAGAGUGCUAUACAGAUAUCAGAUUCAAAAGUAGAACUAUAAAUAUCAAAGCACUGCACAGAGUGCAAAUAUAUUACAUGUAUGACAAAUAUGUACAAGGCAGAAAGAUAUGGUUAAAAGAAUUCUCAUAUAUAUAUAUAUAUAUAUAUAUAUAUAUAUAUAUAUAUAUACACGAUAUCUGUAGCUUUGAACUUCUACAAUCAGUUUAUUAACCAUGAAGGACAAAAGAUGAAGAAUAAUGGAAAAGAAGAGGUGUUGGUGGGGUCGUGUACCAGUCAAGGAAGCAAUGAGUGUGUAGAAGGUUCACAUGAAUAUUGCAAUUUUUAUUCACCUUCUAAGCAAGUUGUUUGUAAAUAGACUUUUAAUGGUGUAGAUGAAGGGCUGUUGUAUACUGACAAAUGAAUGCAAUGUACAGUGCCUUUUAACAAGAGGUGAGUCCAACAAAUAAGAAUGGACUUUCCUGAUAUGACCAAGAUGUCCCCUUGUCUGGCCUAAUGCUAUUUCCAGACCAUUUGCAUAACCCCCAAUGCAUAGGUCAUGUAGAGUAACAUGAGUAAACAUAGUAACCAAUAACUCCUGCAUGAGCUUAUGGCCAAAACCUAUGGGGACAGCUGGAGUACCAUGUAUUUUGGAUAAAAAGGAGAAAGAUUUGGCGGAUCCCUCUUUAGCUGCAUUCACAUCAAGUUUUUUCCCUACAGCUGCCGGGUCUGGCUGGGAAAUUUCAAAACCGGGAGCUCCCGUAUCCUACCCGGUUAGUGACUCCGGUUGGCUCAUUUUUGCCCCGUAUCCGGUUUUGUGACCAGACCUAAAACUGUGGUAUACUACAGUUUUAGGUCCAGUCGCAAAACCCAGAUAUGGGGCAAAAAUUAGCUGACCUAUCUGAGUCCGUUUGACUCAAUUAAAGGGUACCUCUCAUCAAAUAAACUUUUGAUAUAUUUUAGAUUAAUGAAUGUUGAAUAACUUUCCAAUAGCAUGUUAAUGAAAAAUAUGCUUCUUUCUAUUGUAUUUUUCCCGAUCAGUCCUGCAGCAAGCAUUUCUGACUCAUGCUGGAGUCCUAAACACUCAGAGCUGCCAGCCUGCUUUGGUCACAGCCAAACAGGCUGUGACUAAAGCAGGCUGGCAGCUCUGAGUGUUCUCCUUUGUGAACAAAGCAGACUGGCAGCUCGUAGUGUUUAGGACUCCAGCAUGAGUCUGAAAUGCUUGCUGCCAGGACUGGUAGGGAGACCCCUAGUGGCCAUUUCUUCAAAGUGGAAAAUUAAAUAGAAAGAAGCAUAUUUUUUAAUAACAUGCAAUUGUAAAGUUAUUCUGCAUACAUUAAUCUAUAAUAUAUCAAAAGUUUUUUUGAUGAGAGGUACCCUUUAAGUGAAUAAGAUUCGGCGUGGUCCAGCUGGGAUACGGGAGCGCCCGGUUUUGAAAUUCCCUAGUUGGACCCGGCAAACGUAAGGACAAAACGUGAUGUGCAUGCAGACUAUUUCUGCUCAAUUCUUUCAUUUUCUAUAACAGAUGUUACCAUGAUACGAAAGGUAAUAAAUUACUUCAUCUGUUCUAGAAACAGCUCCACUCUUGUCCAUGAGCUGUAUUUGGUAUUUCAGCUUAUCACCAUUGAUAUGAUUUUUUUCUAAACCUGAGUUAAACUUUUUGGCACUUUGUAAUAUAGCAUUACCUGUAGCAUUUGAUAAAAUUCUGCCAGUUAUAUAUAUAUAUAUAUAUAUGAAGGACUGUGCAGCACUGGAGUUAAAAUAGAAAUAUAAAGUUUUAAAGCUGGUGGUGUUCUUUAAUGGUAGUAAUUAUAAGCUGUUCAAAUCUCAUUCCGUUAUGGGGAAUGCGUCAUCAGAAAAUGACCUAUUAUAUACAUUUUGUUUUUAUCCUAACCGUAUUUGAUGAAAAUUUAGGGUGCUUUUUUAUUUUACUGUCUACAUUUUUAAAUAAUCCGGAAAGUUUGCAGUUUCCAUUCUGGCCAUUAGGCCUAAAACGAAGCUGACACUUCCUGUUCUGUACAGAUCAUUUCCCAGUAGAGCCAUCUUUAUCAACACAGACAGGAUAAAAGUGAAAGGGUACACAAGUACAGUGGUCCCUCAAGUUACAAUGUUAAUUGGUUCCAGGACGACCAUUGUAUGUUGAAACCAUUGUAAGUAGAGACUAUAACACUAUGGAAACCUGGUAAUUGGUUCUGAAGCCACCAAAAGGUCAUCCAAAAAAAGCAGGGGGUGUGGCAUGAAUGGAGUGGGCGUGGUGUGACGUGUGACGAAUGCGGGUGCUGCAGGGAGAUCGCAGGGGGGUCUCAGCAUCGGACCCCCGCGAUCAGACAUCUUAUCCCCUAUCCUUUGUAUAGGGGAUAAAAUGUUUUUGCCCAGAAUACCCCUUUAAUAAAGCUUUUAAAGACCUCAAGUUGCAGCAGAGAUGAGACUCUGAACACUUCAUCUUCUGCACGGUCCUAAAGAGGAUUUAUUGAUGGGAAUGAUCAUGGCUUUGUCUUGAAACACUUGUACAAAGAUCUUCCCAGUUAUGGACUCCACUUUAAGUGUCUUAUCGGGACUCUCCAUUUUUAGCAGUGCUCUUAUAUCUUCUCCGCAGUCUCAUUAUGUGGUUCAGUGAUGUGCAGGUGAGAAUAUCGGGUGUUUUAUUCUCUAUAGUCUGCCAACAUUUUAAUCCUGUAACCUUUGGCACAUUUGUCUUGUAGCUUUUCCUGUGAAUAGUUCUGUAAACUACUCUGUAAAUAUUUAGUUGUCAUUCCUAUUUUAUGAAUGGUUACAUUUCCAAAGUAUUUCAAGGUAUGAAGGACAAUAAAUGUGACAUUGCAGGUUA